AUGCGCAGGUAUUUGCGUUUCCCCCUGAGGUCAGUUUUGCCCUCACGGAGAAGGCGCCAGAAUGCGCUCUGCUUCUUCGAACGUUUCUGUGGCGAAAAACACGGAGAGAAUGCGCCUGCAUCAAAUCUGCUUGGGGCUGUGGCUAGAGAGACGCCGUCAGCGCAACUGGAUGCGUACGAACAGCUCAAGAAACAGAUUCGAGGGCUAUCCGAGGCCGAUCAACGGCUCAUCCUUGACGCAAUACAACACCCUGAGCAACAGCCAAGCUCAAAAAUGGGUGGUGCUGGCAUCGGCACGAAGUCUGGAGAUAUGGUGGCGGCUUUUACUUGUGGGCGUUGUGAGCAUCGCACGGUGAAGAGGUUCAGCAAACAUGCCUACACAAAGGGUAUUGUUAUUGUCGAAUGCCCCUCCUGCGAGGUUCGACACCUCCUGGCCGACAACCUGGGCUGGUUUGUAGAUGAGGCGAAGAACAUUGAGGAUUUGUUGCGAGAAAAGGGAGAAGCCUUUGUGCGAAUUGGGAACGAUUACCAAGUUGAACCGCCUGCAGGUGAUGAGAGUUGGGACGCGAAAAAGUGA
Messenger RNA from Trypanosoma conorhini, 576 nucleotides. Its product is annotated as zf-DNL-domain-containing protein. NCBI's taxonomy places the organism in Eukaryota, Euglenozoa, Kinetoplastea, Trypanosomatida, Trypanosomatidae. The record is from RefSeq and is a predicted model, not a curated record. Gene Ontology annotation, molecular function: protein-folding chaperone binding; zinc ion binding. Gene Ontology annotation, biological process: protein import into mitochondrial matrix; protein stabilization; protein folding. The transcript has a single exon. Gene Ontology annotation, cellular component: mitochondrion. Bases 1 to 576 code for a protein of 191 amino acids.